Molecule: messenger RNA, 1632 nt
Organism: Conger conger (European conger)
Lineage: Eukaryota; Metazoa; Chordata; Actinopteri; Anguilliformes; Congridae
Product: zinc finger protein 436-like
Exons: 6
Coding region: 1-1632 (543 amino acids)
Biological process (GO): regulation of transcription by RNA polymerase II
Molecular function (GO): DNA-binding transcription factor activity; RNA polymerase II cis-regulatory region sequence-specific DNA binding
Source: RefSeq, a predicted model, not a curated record
AUGGAUUCGGAAGAUGAGGAUAAAUUAGAGGAGCUCAAAGUUUACUUCUCCAAGUCUGAGUGGACCAAUUUGCAGAAAUGUGAGAAAGUGCGAUUCAAAAGGAUCAAGAGGAACCAUGAAGUUAUGCUAGCCCUCGGACGAUCGAAGAAAGAGCAUUUGAAAUCGCAGAAGGGGCAGGCAGUCUACAUCCGUGGUGAAAAGCUCCGCAGCACGCAGAAAGUGUGCUACACUGAGGAAGAGGAGCCCAGAGAUGAAGAUUAUCUCUAUUGUGACGAGUGCCAGUCCUUCUUCACUGAUGAAUGCCCGGUCCACGGCCCCCCUUCGUUCAUUUCGGACUCUCCAGUGCCCGCGGGGGGCCCCGACAGGGCCCGGCUUACCCUGCCCCCCAGUCUGGAGGUCAGUGUCUCCAGCAACCCUGGAGCAAGCCUGGGGGUGUUCACCAAGGGACAGACAGUGCCCAGGGGAGUGCACUAUGAACCCUACGAGGGAGAGCUGACUGAGGAAGACGUAGCCAUGGAGAGCAGCAACAAUGUUCGCUCUCCUGCACAGCAGAGAUCUACCUGCACAAGCACAUCAAGCACUCUCACCAUGAGGAAUACCAGCAGCAAGAGAGCGCAUGCAUGCGCCCAGUGUGGGAAGAGUUUCAGUGUGGGGGGAAGCCUUAAACGACACCAGCGAACUCACACAGGGGAGAGGCCGUACCACUGCGCCCAGUGUGGGAAGACUUUCAGUCAGGAGGGAAGCCUUAAACAACACCAGCGAACUCACACAGGGGAGAGGCCGUACCACUGUACCCAGUGUGGGACCAGUUUCAGUCAGGAGGGAAGCCUUAAACGACACCAUCGAAUUCACACAGGGGAGAGGCCUUACCACUGUACCCAGUGUGGGAAGUGUUUCAGUCACGGUUCAGACCUUAAACGGCACCAGCGAACUCACACAGGGGAGAGGCCCUACCACUGCGCCCAGUGUGGGAAGAGUUUCAGUGUGGAGGGACACCUUAAACUACACCAGCAAACUCACACAGGGGAGAGGCCGUACAACUGCGCCCAGUGUGGGAAGAGUUUCAGUCAGGAGGGAACCCUUAAAGGACAUCAGCGAACUCACCCAGGGGAGAGGCCGUACCACUGUACCCAGUGUGGGAAUAGUUUCAGCCAAGUGGCACACCUUAAACUACACCAGCGAAUUCACACAGGGGAGAGGCCGUACCACUGUACCCAGUGUGGGAAGAGUUUCAGCCAAGGGGCACACCUUAAACUACACCAGCGAACUCACACAGGGGAGAGGCCGUAUCACUGCGCCCAGUGUGGGAAGAGUUUCAGUCAGGAGAUAAGCCUUAAACUACACCAGCGAAUUCACACAGGGGAGAGGCCGUACCACUGUACCCAGUGUGGGAAGAGUUUCAGUCAUGAGGGAAACCUUAAACUACACCAGCGAACUCACACAGGGGAGAGGCCGUACAACUGUACCCAGUGUGGGAAGAGUUUCAGUCAGGAGGGAAGCCUUAAACUACACAAGCGAACUCACACAGGGGAGAGGCCCUACCACUGUACCCAGUGUGGGAAGAGUUUCAGUCAGGAGGGAAACCUUAAACGACACCGUCAAACUCACAUGCUCAAGGGCACGAUGAAUUAA